Molecule: messenger RNA, 1353 nt
Organism: Exophiala mesophila
Lineage: Eukaryota; Fungi; Ascomycota; Eurotiomycetes; Chaetothyriales; Herpotrichiellaceae
Exons: 2
Coding region: 105-941 (278 amino acids)
Cellular component (GO): membrane
Source: RefSeq, a predicted model, not a curated record
AAUUCUCUCACAUCUAUCAAUCGGCACUCUUCUCUCGUCCUACUCUUGCCCUCGUUCCAAAAUUUAGCCGCAAAGUACCUCGAAUAGCCCUAGGCCUUGCAAAUAUGGCAUCAACUGCUAAAUACCAACCUGCACCGCAGCGCGACUCUCUCGACGAGCCUCAUUCCGCCUACACCCAGGCACCACCGAGUUACCAAACCGCAGGCCCCAGCAUCAACGAAGGCGGUUAUGGAACUCCCCGGGCUGAAGAUGACAAUUUACCAGAUGACUUCAAGUUUGGAGGCUCAGUGGCCGAAGCGACCCUCGACAUCCGCAUGUCGUUCAUCCGCAAGGUCUACAGCAUCUUGACGGUCCAGCUCCUACUCACCGCAGCGCUAUCGUCCCUAUCCUUCUUCUCCACCGGAUAUCGCAACUGGAUCCAGUCCAACGCAUGGAUGAUGUGGCUGUCGCUCUUCGGAGCCAUUGGCUUCAUGCUCCUCACAUUCUGGAAACGCAAGUCAUAUCCGACCAAUAUGCUGUUCCUGGCCGGGUUCACGGGUCUCGAGGCAUAUAGCAUUUCGGUCGUCACAUCCUUCUACGAAAGUCGAAUCGUCGUCCAAGCCUUGAUCCUCACCCUAGGCAUCUUCGUCGGAUUGACCUUGUUUGCCUGCCAGACAAAAUAUGAUUUCACAAAUUGGAUGCCCUAUCUGUUUGGCGCCUUGUGGGUAUUGAUCAUCUUUGGCUUCAUGGCGGCUUUCUUUCCCGGCGGCAAGACUAUCGAGUUGGUCUAUGGUGUGGUUGCGGCCUUGAUCUUCAGUGGCUACAUCCUCGUCGACACUCAGUUGGUCAUGAGACAUUAUCACGUCGAAGAGGAGAUUGCCGCAAGCAUCAGCCUUUACCUCGACAUUCUCAACCUCUUCCUCGCCAUCCUCCGAAUCUUGAACAGCCAGAACAACAAUUAAGCUACGGGGUCUGAUUCUAUAUCGAAUGACAGAUGUCGGUGCAAUAGAUCACCCUAAGUCUCGAUCUACUUCAGCCUAUGCACGACACAAAGAAAGCAAUUCCCCCCUUGACACACGCCCUGGCGGGAGACUGAAUCCGUUGGCAUUGGUUCACGUCAUAUCAGGCAAUGCGCGUUCGUCUGUAAGCACAAGAUUGUGGACAAGCGUACUUGCAUGAUACGGACAAGUCGGCAUGGAGGAUCAACGACAGUAUCUGGUAUGAAAUGAAGGAAGGUGACUUGUUUGGAUUCUGACCUGUAUCAGUAUGGAUGGAGGCAGUCUGGAGUCGAUUCAGGCAAUUUGGUAUUUGACAAUCGUGUCCGGCCGUAGCCACAAGUUUCUAUCAUAGCUAAUAUACAAACUUAUCUGUGUA